Molecule: messenger RNA, 1263 nt
Organism: Coniophora puteana RWD-64-598 SS2
Lineage: Eukaryota; Fungi; Basidiomycota; Agaricomycetes; Boletales; Coniophoraceae
Exons: 14
Coding region: 1-1131 (376 amino acids)
Molecular function (GO): arylformamidase activity
Source: RefSeq, a predicted model, not a curated record
AUGUCGGUUUUCUUGAAGCGCAUCUUUUCCCAGCGUUCGCCGACUUCGCCAAAGGAGAAGGAGGAGAACGGCAUCAAUGGGGUGACAACGAACGGGUUGACGCCCAACGUGCUUGUGACGCACAAUGGGAAGGCGAUUCCCAGCUUCGACGAGCUGCCGCUGUUCCACGACUUCAAGGGGUGCGCGUGGGAGGUGUGGGGCAAGGAGGACGAGCUCGGCACGAUCAAUUUGCUCACGGAGGAGGUUGUCGCGCGGGCUGCGAGGGAGGAGAUCAAGACUGGUAAGGCUGUGUGUUUGAACUGGCCCAUCCACUUCCCUUCGAGGCCCGUGUUCGAACGGAAAGUGCCUGAGAUCACCACGUACCCAAAGUACGGUGAUGACGAUCCCGUGCGCGACGACGUUAUCCAUAUUAACACCCAAUCCGGCUCUCAAUGGGACGGCUUGAAGCACUACGGCAUGCGGGACUAUAAUAUCUUCUACAACAACACGCCCGCGGAAGCGCUAUCCCAAGGCCCGCUGGAGAUCAACGACCCAAGCGAGAUCGACUAUGCCAAGGUUAAGCUCGGCAUGCACAACUGGGCCCGGCACGGCAUCGUCGGCCGCGGCGUCCUGCUCGACAUCGUCAACUACCACACGGCCGACGGCGGCGAGCUGCCGUACGACCCGUGGACGUCGCACCCGAUCACCGUCGCGGAUCUUGAGGCCGUCGCGAAGAAGGAGGGCGUCAAGUUCCGUCCUGGGGAUAUUCUGCUGCUCAGGGUGGGCUUCAUGCAGAAGUACUACAUGGUCAGUCUAGAACAGAAGCACAGUCUGCGGGCGGGGAAGCAUAUGGAGAAUUUCGCGGGCAUCGAGCAGACAGACGAGAUGAGGCGGUUCCUCUGGAACAACCACUUCGCAGCCGUCGCAUCUGACCAGCCAUCCAUGGAGCGAUGGCCGUCUCCGCAGGGUGUCAAGAACCUGCACCAGACGUUCCUCGGUCUCUGGGGCAUGCCGAUAGGCGAAUUCUUCGACGUCGAAGCCCUGUCCGAGACCUGCAAAGCGACAGGCAGAUACACGUUCUUCUUCACCUCGUGGCCUCUGCACAUAAUCGGCGGUGCCGCAAGUCCGCCCAACGCCGCUGCGUACUUUUAACCACCGCGUCCUUGACAACCAUUAUGAGGCUCUCCCGAAGAAAUGCGCCCUCCUGCUUGCCCUUCCGGCACCCCGUCGAAGUAGUCCCCAUUGUACCUAUACCACCAAAUGUACCAUCAUCUUGUAUUCCGC